Messenger RNA from Mustela erminea (ermine), 5555 nucleotides. It is a transcript of the gene OAS2, whose product is annotated as 2'-5'-oligoadenylate synthetase 2. The record is from RefSeq and is a predicted model, not a curated record. Gene Ontology annotation, molecular function: 2'-5'-oligoadenylate synthetase activity; double-stranded RNA binding. Gene Ontology annotation, cellular component: membrane; cytosol; nucleoplasm. Lineage: Eukaryota; Metazoa; Chordata; Mammalia; Carnivora; Mustelidae. Gene Ontology annotation, biological process: regulation of ribonuclease activity; defense response to virus; negative regulation of viral genome replication.
CUGAAAGCGGGAGGGGAGUGGCAUGUCCGUGAGCUUGGGAAGGAGGGACGCGUGGGCAGGCUGGGGCAACCGUGCUGCUCCACCCCCGGCCUCUGCGCGCAGAGCCGAGGAGGCCUGGGGUUUGCAGGCACCGGGGAGCGCGCAGAGCGAGAGAGGGAAGCCGGGGCGCACCAGGGUACCUGAGCCGGGCCAUGGACGUGUACCACACCCCCGCCGCCGCGCUGGACAGCCUGGUGGCCCGCAACCUGCUGCCGUCCUCCGAGUUCCUGGCGGCUGCGCGGCGCGCCCUGGGCGACCUGGCAGCCUCCCUGCGUGAGCGCGGGGGCCGCACGGCUGCCCAGCCUUGGAGGGUGCUGAAAAUCGCCAAGGGAGGCUCCGAAGGCCGGGGCACAGCUCUGAGCGGUGGCUGUGAUUCCGAACUUGUCCUCUUCCUCACCUGCUUCAAGAGCUAUGAGGAUCAGCGUGUUCGCCAGGCAGAGAUCCUCAGCGAGCUGCAGACCUUGCUACAAUCCUGGUGGCAGAAACCCAUCCACGGUCUGAGCUUCGAGUUUCCUCGGCAGGACAGGCCCGGGGUCCUACGGUUCCGCCUGGUAUCCCUGGACCUUAAACACUGGAUGGAUGUCAGCUUGGUGCCGGCCUUUGACGCUCUGGGGCCACUCAAUUCCAACGUCAAAGUCAAACCCGCGCCCCAGGUCUACUCGACCCUCCUCAACAGUGGCUGCCAGGGCGGCGAGCAUGCGGCCUGCUUCUCAGAGCUGCGGAGGAACUUUGUGAACACUCGCCCGGCCAAGGUGAAGAACCUGAUCCUGCUGGUGAAGCACUGGUACCAUCAGGUGGCAGCUCAGAACAAAGGACAGCAGCCAGCCCUUGCCUCUCUGCCCCCAGUCUAUGCCCUGGAGCUCCUGACCAUCUUCGCCUGGGAGCAAGGCUGCGGGAAAGAUUCUUUCAAAACGGCCGAAGGCCUAAAGACCGUCCUAGGACUUGUCCAGCAGCACCAGCAGCUCUGUGUCUACUGGACGGUCAACUAUAGCUUUGAGGACCCGGCUAUCAGAACACACCUUCUUGGCCAGCUUCAGAAAAAGAGGCCCCUGGUCCUGGAUCCUGCUGACCCCACCUGGAAUGUGGGCCAGGGCAGCUGGGAGCUGUUGGCCCAGGAAGCAGCAGCUCUGGAGACACGGGUUUUCUUUAGGAGUGGAAAAGGGACGUCUGUGCAGCCCUGGGAUGUGAUGCCUGCUCUCCUUUACCAAACCCCAGCUGGGGACCUUGACAAGUACAUCAGUGAAUUUCUCCAGCCGAACCGCCAGUUCUUGGCUCAGGUGAACAAGGCUGUCGAUGCCAUCUGCUCAUUCCUGAGGGAAAACUGCUUCCGGAAUUCUGCCAUCAAAGUGCUCAAGGUGGUCAAGGGUGGCUCUUUAGCCAAAGGCACGGCUCUGCGAGGCCGCUCGGAUGCGGAUCUAGUGGUAUUCCUCAACUGCUUCAGCCAGUUCACCGAGCAGGGCACCAAGCGGACUGAGGUCAUCUCAGAGAUCCGAGCCCAGCUGGAGGCAUGUCAGCAGGAGAUGCAGUUCGAGGUGAAGUUCGAGAUCCCCAAGUGGGAGAAUCCCCGCGUGCUGAGCUUCUCCUUGACGUCCCAGACGAUGCUGGAUCAGAGUGUGGACUUUGAUGUGCUGCCAGCCUUUGACGCCUUAGGCCAGCUGGUCCCCGGCUACAGGCCCCCGUCUCAAGUCUACGUCGACCUCAUCCACAGCUACAACCACGCGGGCGAGUUCUCCACCUGCUUCACGGAGCUGCAGCGGAACUUUAUCAUCUCUCGGCCCACCAAGCUCAAGAGUCUGAUCCGACUGGUGAAAUACUGGUACCGGCAGUGCAACAAGAUGCCCAAGGGGAGAGGCUCCCUGCCCCCCCAGCAUGGGCUGGAGCUCCUGACGGUGUAUGCCUGGGAGCAGGGCGGUCGGGACCCCCAGUUCAACAUGGCCCAGGGCUUCCGCACUGUCCUAGAGCUGGUCAGCCAGUACCACCAACUCUGUGUCUACUGGACCGUCAACUACAACGACAAGGACAAAACUGUCAGAGACUUCCUGAACCGGCAGCUUCGACAGCCCAGGCCCAUCAUCCUGGAUCCGGCUGACCCGACAGGCAAUCUCAGCCACAAUGCCCGCUGGGACCUGCUGGCCGAGGAAGCCGCUGCCUGCAUAUCUGCCCUGUGCUGCAUGAGCAGGGACGGCACCCCCAUCCGGCCAUGGCCAGUGAAGACUCUCGCCCCGGUCAUUUGCAGUUUCCUGGUUCUCAAUUGUGAGUUUUGGUUUCCUGUCUGCAGGCAAGGGAGUGGCUCCUUCUCCUCUCGCUUCCAUCCCCCGACACCACGGCCGCCAGCGGGAGCAAUGGGCAUCUGGGGGUCGCAUCUGUACUCCGUGCAGCCUAAGAAGCUGGAUGAGCUGAUUGAGAACUCCCUGAGGCCCUAUGAAGAGUGCCAGAGACAGAUCCAUGACACGGUGGACGCCAUCUGUGCCAUCCUGCAGGAAACGGAGCAGAUGCCCCCCACGAUAAGUGUGGUCAAAGGCGGCUCCUAUGGCAGGGAAACCAUGUUGAGGGGCAACUCCGAUGGGACGAUUGUCAUCUUUGUCAGUGACUUUGAACAGUUCCAGGAUCAGGAAAAAAAACGAGAUGAAAUCCUCACCAAGCUCUGGCUGUGUCUGACAGAGUGUCAGUUCACCAGGAAGAUGCCAGCCAAAAUGGAGGUCCAGAAGUCCCCCAGUGGGCUCACCUUCCAGCUGUCCACAAGAUCGCAGAACAUCACGUUCAAGGUGCUGCCUGCUUACAACGCUCUGGGCUUGAGCGAGAAGCCCACCCCCCAGACCUACCGAGAGCUCAGAAGAGCCCUGGACAUGACCAAAGCCCACCCUGGUGAAUUCUCCGUCUGCUUCGCCGAGCUCCAGCAGAGGUUUUUUCACAACCAUCCGAGAAAGCUGAAGGAUUUGAUCCUCUUGGUAAAGUACUGGUACCAGCAGUGCCAGGAGAGGCUGAAAGGUCUGUCCCCUCUGCCCGUGUAUGCCUUGGAGCUGCUCACGGUCUAUGCCUGGGAACAGGGGUGCAGAGCAGAAAACUUUGACAUGGCAGAAGGCAUCCGAACUGUCCUGGGGCUAAUCAGACAGCAGGAGCAACUGUGCAUCUAUUGGAUGGUCAACUACAACUUUGAGAAUGAGACAGUCCGGAACAUUCUGCUGAGCCAGCUGAGGUCACCCAGGCCGGUAAUCUUGGAUCCAGCCGACCCAACCAAUAACGUGAGCAAAGAGAAGGCAUGUUGGCAACUCUUAAAGCAAGAAGCUUGGAGCUGGUUGUCUUCUCUCAGCCCCGGUCAGUCACCUGGACCAUCAUGGAAUGUUCUGCCGGUGCCGCUGUUCGCCACCCCGGGCCAUCAUCUAGACAAGUUUAUCAAGGACUUUCUCCAGCCCAACAAACAGUUCCUAGACCAGAUCACCAUAGCUGUUAAAUUCAUCCGUGAAUUCCUUCAAAAAAAUUGCUUUAGCCAUUCAAGGACGAAGGUCCAGAAGAUUGUGGAGGGAGGGUCGGCAGGCAAAGGCACAGCUCUGAAGACUGGCUCCGAUGCUGACCUCGUUGUGUUCACAGACUCGCUUAAAAGCUACACCUCCCAAAAAAACGAGAGAUGCUGUAUCAUCAAGGAAAUCCACACACAGCUAGUAGCCUGUCAGCGGGAGAAAGAAUUCGAAGUAAAGUUUGAGAUUUCAAAAUGGAAGGCUCCCAGGGUGCUGAGUUUCUCUCUGAAAUCCAAAGUGCUCAACGAAAGUGUGAACUUUGAUGUCCUGCCUGCAUUUAAUGCCCUAGGUCAACUGAAUUCUGACUCCCCACCCAGCCCCAAGGUCUACACUGAUCUCAUCGAUCUGUAUAAAUCGUCAGACACCAUGGACGGAGAAUUUUCCACCUGUUUCACGGAGCUGCAGCGCAAAUUUGUUGUCUCUCGGCCCACUAAACUGAAGGAUCUAAUUCGUCUGGUGAAACACUGGUACAGACAGUGUGAAAGGAAACUGAAGCAUAAAGUGUCUCUGCCCCCGAAGUAUGCCGUGGAGCUGCUCACCAUCUACUCUUGGGAGCAGGGGAGUGGGGCAGAGAAUUUCGACACCGCGGAAGGUUUCCGGACGGUCCUGGAGUUGAUCACAAAAUAUCGGCAGCUCUGUGUCUUCUGGACAGUCAAUUACAACUUUGAGGAUGAGACUGUGAGGAACUUCCUACUGACCCAGAUCCAGAGGACCAGGCCCGUGAUCUUGGACCCAGCGGACCCCACCGGAGACGUGGGCGGAGGCGACCGAUGGUGCUGGCAUCUCCUAGCAAAAGAAGCUACCGAGUGGUUGUCCUCUUUCUGCUUCACAGAUGGGACUGGAUAUCCUGUGCAAUCGUGGAAAGUGCCAAUAGUGCAGACACCAGGCAGCUGUGGCAUGGGGAUUCAGCCUCUGGUCAAUGAGAUGUUCGCCUUCAGAAGUCCUAGAACCAGGAAUGGUAAUGCUAGAAGAGCCUUCUGGGGGUCGUCCGGCAGCUGCUUCUUAAAGAAUCCACUCGCUGUCACCGUGGCCAGCUCCACUCUCCUCCAUUCCUCCUCUCGCUUCUCUGACUCCUCUCAAAACCAAGACCGCCCGGUCCUUCCCAGCACCAGCCCGCUGGACUCUCGCUCUGCACGUGACCCGCCUUCCCAGACACACCCGCGCUCACCCAGCUUCACCGGCUCCAUCGUUUUUUGUCAACCACGGCGUGUUUUCCACUUAGCUCCUCGCUUUUCCUUCAAGCCUUAGCAGCGCGAUUUCUCUGUAGUCCCAGAGGGAAGCCCUUUCCCCGCCCCUGGGAUCCUAUAAUUUCGUGAUCUUGCUCUCACCCUCCUCCGUCCUGGCCAACAUCUUGCCUCUUUCCCUCUGCACACCGAUUCCUGUCUACACCUGCUGAGCCGAAGGUCUCCCCAGCAAGUCGCGAGCCGAUGUCUUCUUAGCCCUUAAAACUUUCCAGAAGCUUGGAUUAUAACUGUUGCUUCACAGGCAUAAUAGCCUAUUGACUUUUCCUCCCCCUCCCCCCCAGCCCACCACGAUGCGUGCCUUCUGGCUGGAUCUCAAGGCUUUAUGCUCUGGCUUUAGCUUCAGAGAUACCUGGAUGUCUCCGUGUUUUAACCUCAAAUAUCCACUUCAAGCAUUACCACCCUGCGUUAUGCCACUACACCAACCAUCACAGAAUGAAGAGGGUGUCCAGUCUUUGUCCCCAGCUCCCAGCCCAGAGCCUCAGGAUCCAGGGAAUUUCCCGAUAGGAGAGUCUUUACCACCCCCAAGGAGCCUCAUCCAGCCGUCCCUGAGCUUAUGCCAAUGGGGUUUAGGGCCUUUGGUGAGAGUUUCCAAGGAGGGACUGGCCACGCCGGCGAUGCCAGGCAUGUAAUGAGAGGGUAGAAGCUUUCAGUCCCAUCCCCCCAACCUCCCAAGAGCAGACUGAAUUCAAGCACCUGGCUAAUGGUUUAAUUAAUCAUGCCUUUGUAAUGAAACCCCAAUAAAGACUCUGGACAGCAA